CGUUGUAACGCCAAACCUCUCGGUGGAUGCAUGUUGUAAAUAAAACGCAGCUUUUGAUGUUAUUGUUGUUUUUCUGUGAGCAUUUCAUCUGUCUUUCGUGAUAUUACUCAUGCAUUGCACGACCAAAUGACUUCAUUAAACUAGAAACAAAGAGAGCUGAUGAAGAGGGCGACCUUUUGACAUGGUUUGACAUGAUAAGAUAUUUUUGUUUGGAGAAAAAAAAAUAGCUACAGACAUGAGGGUCACAGACAGCGUGUUACGAAGUUUCAGGGUUGCUAGAACAUAUGGAGAAAAGCCCGAGAAAGUCAACUGUGUGGACUUCAGCCCAAAUGGUGAAUAUGCAGUAUCAAGCAGCGACGACGACUGCAUUGUGUUAUAUGACAUCCGGGAGGGAAAACCAGAAAGGACCCUGUUCAGCAAGAAGUAUGGUGUAGACCUCAUCCGCUACACGUAUGGAAAUACACAGACAGUGAUCUACAGCUCCAACAAGCUUGAUGAUACCAUCCGAUAUCUGUCACUCACUGACAACAAGUACAUCAGGUAUUUCCCAGGUCACACUGCGAGAGUCAUUUCUCUUUCCAUGUCCCCUGUGGAUAAUACUUUUAUCUCAAGCUCAUUGGAUAAGACGAUCCGGAUCUGGGACCUGCGUUCUCCAAACUGUCAAGGUUUGACUAAUCCACUGGGGAAACCUGUAUGUUCCUUUGACCCUGAGGGGCUGAUAUUUGCUGCAGGGGUGGAAUCACAAGCCAUUAAAUUAUACGACCUCCGUGCUUCUGACAAGGGUCCCUUUGCCUCCUUUGAGACGAGGUUUAGUCGUGUCUGCGACUGGACUGGACUCAAAUUCAGUAAUGAUGGCAAACAGAUUCUCAUUUCCACCAAUGGAGGGAUGAUUCGUGUCCUGAAUGCUUUUAGCGGAUCUGUGCUGCACACUUUUUCUGGCUACAACAACAGCAAAGGUAUCUCUCUGGAGGCGUGCUUCACUCCCGACUCGCAGUUUGUCAUGAUUGGGUCAGAGGAUGGGAGAGUCCAUGUUUGGAGCACUGAGAGUGGUAUGAAGGUGGCUGUGUUGGACGGGAAACAUCCAGGACCCAUCAACGCUCUGCAGUUUAACCCCAGAUACAUGACGUUCGCUAGUGCCUGCUCCAACAUGUUGGUGCUGGAUUGUUACAGAGAGCCAGCACAGAGCUGGGACAAGGAUUACGAUCAGUUCCUGCUUCCUCUGCUCACGCCUCAGGAACCCUGCUACGUCCUCUACCGUCUGGACUCGCAGAACGCACAGGGAUACGAGUGGAUCUUCAUCGCCUGGUCACCUGACCAAUCACCAGUGAGGCAGAAGAUGGUGUAUGCAGCGACCCGUGCCACACUGAAGAAAGAGUUUGGAGGAGGUCACAUUAAAGAUGAAAUGUUCGGCACAGUCGAGGACGACCUGUGCUUUCAGGGAUACUUGCGACACAUGUCCUCCUGCUCCUCCCCAGCUCCGCUCACAGCAGCCGAGAAGGAGCUGCAACGAAUUAAAGUCACAGAGGUAAAGCUUAAACAAGAAGAGGCCAAACGAGCUCUGCAGCAACUCAAGCAGAGACGCAUUAACUAUAUACAGCUGAGACUGGAUGUAGAGAAAGAAACCAUUGAGCUGGUUCACACCAAACCUACAGAAACACAGGAACUUCCCUACAGGAUUCCCACAGAUUCACCCAGAUACCACUUCUUCAUCUUCAAACAUUCCCACCAGGGUCAGCUGCAGGAGGCGCUGGUGUUCAUAUAUUCAAUGCCUGGGUACACCUGUAGUAUCAAAGAGCGGAUGUUGUAUUCCAGCUGUAAGAACAGGCUACUGGAGGAGGUGGAGAGAGACUACCAGCUCGAGGUCACCAAAAAGAUGGAGAUAGACAGUGGUGACGGCCUGACAGAAGACUUCCUGUACGAGGAGGUCCACCCUAUGGAGCACACCUUAAAACAGGCCUUUGCCAAGCCCCGCGGACCAGGAGGGAAGAGGGGCAACAAACGCCUCAUUAAGGGUGGAGGGGAGAACGGGGAAGAAAGUUAGACAUAUAUUCACACACGUAGGACGUCAUGCACAGGCAAACCAACAAGAUAUUUAUAAAUUGACUUGCUAUUUGAAUGUCUAGCUUCUCACCAUUUUUUCAUUUUACUUGAGGACAUAGAUUUCAUACUGAAAACAAGGCAUAAAAUAGAUCCACUGUAAAGCAGAAAUCAUAUGUUUUUUCCUCCAGCCAAGACUGUGAGGAAGAACACAACUGUUACAAGUUUGAGUCUAACUGACCGGCUAAUAUGUGGACACACCAUUUUGAUUAUCAAAGCUAAAUUUCAUUUCACAUGAAAGCAUGUUAAGUUCAUGGUUCAGUUCAGGUACCAGGGUGUCAGGCUUUAGAAACUACCAUGCAGCCAAACUUUUUUCAAACCCACAAAACUUUAUUUUUAGUUGUAGAUGAAAUCCACAACUUUGCAGAAAU
Scatophagus argus is the source of this 2468-nucleotide messenger RNA. Its product is annotated as WD repeat-containing protein 82-like. NCBI's taxonomy places the organism in Eukaryota, Metazoa, Chordata, Actinopteri, Scatophagidae. Bases 236 to 2041 code for a protein of 601 amino acids. Gene Ontology annotation, molecular function: chromatin binding; actin binding. The record is from RefSeq and is a predicted model, not a curated record. The transcript is spliced from 15 exons. Gene Ontology annotation, cellular component: Set1C/COMPASS complex.